Molecule: messenger RNA, 2221 nt
Organism: Syngnathus typhle (broad-nosed pipefish)
Lineage: Eukaryota; Metazoa; Chordata; Actinopteri; Syngnathiformes; Syngnathidae
Gene: il20ra
Product: interleukin 20 receptor, alpha
Exons: 6
Coding region: 590-2068 (492 amino acids)
Molecular function (GO): protein binding
Source: RefSeq, a predicted model, not a curated record
GGUGAGAUCACAUUCCUCAGGUUCCAUGCUUCUGUAUCUCUCUCUCUCUCGCUCGCUCUCUCUCUCCCUUUUUGAAGACAUCAUAGUCCUCGCUUGUCAUUUGCCUUUUGGCUGUCGUCGUGACGUGACUACAUGUUUCCCAAUGUGUCGGAAUUUGGCGGCGGGAUCAGCGUCUACCUGGAGGGCCCAUUUCGCCCAUGAGAGCUGUUUUAUUCCUUGUGAUUUUCGGGGCUCUGGACUCCUCGACAGGUAGGUAGGUAGGUAGGUAGGUGUGCGGCUGGCUGGCUGGCUGGCUUCGUGUAUCCGUCCCGUCUGCUUUGUGGCUCUUUUGAAGCAGGGCUGGGCCGGGGACGAUGGGGGGGCCGAAGGGAAUCAAUCAGUGUGUGGGGCUAAAAAAUGUCUAUUUAUUUUUUUCUUCCAAAACAUAACGGAGCAUUUUACAAUGAGUCCUUUGGGGAAUAAGUAGAAAACUAGGAGUGUGCGAGCGCUCAGUGGAAUGGUGUUCCCCCGUAACCACCGCAGGCUCAUCCUGUCCGCCGAGCCCCGUCAACGUCACCUUCUCCUCGCUGAACCUGAAGAACGUGCUUGAAUGGCUCCCCGGAAAGCAAACUCCGGAGGGCACCCGCUACACCGCGCAGUUGGCCUUCGUGAGCUCUCCUCCUCCCUCAGCUACGGUGACAGCGUGGGAGCGAGCCAGCCGCUGAACUGGAGGCCCGUGCCACGGUGCAAGGAAACGGAGAGGACCCGGUGCGAUCUGAGUAACCAGACGUGGGACCUCGAGCAGUUGUACUACGGGCGGGUGCGCGCCGCCGGCGGCACCGCCUUUUCUGAGUGGGUCGUGACACCCAAGCGCUUCAAGCCCAAGGCUGACACAUGCUUUGGGCCACCUCAGAUCUCGGUGGAAGUGAAGGAGGACGUGGCCAUCGUGUACCUGUCGGGUCCAAUGAGGUAUCAGCCGGAUGAGCGCGGGCCGCCCAUUUCCAUGGCGCAACUUUAUCCGCAGAUGACUUACAACCUGUCGGUUCACGAUCGCCGUCGAGAGCGAGUGAGCCAUUUUGCAGUCCCAUCCAGCCCGUACAAAUACAGACUGAUGGAUUUUGAGACGGAAUACUGCUUCUCGGCCAAGGCCCGAUUCCUCGCGUGGCCUUUCCACUGCCAGUGGUCCGAGAGGCGCUGCAUCACCACGGGUGAAGAUCCGGUCAGUGGGCAGGCGGGGCUGGCGGCUGUGGCCAUCGUGGUCCCAUCGCUGUGCAUCUGCGCCUCUCUGGUGCUGGGCUACCUUCUCUAUCACUACCUGACGGGCGACGGACACAAACUGCCCCGUAGCCUGCUAAUGGGCGUGGCUUCUUUGCACCUUCAACCCAACCUUGCGACCUUGCUGCCGGACCCCGUGGGCGCCUUGACGAGCCAGCGUAGCUCCGAGGAUGACGCAGAGAGCAACAAGGCGCCCGACUAUGUACGUGGCGGCCAGCGUCCGCUGCCGCCCCCGCCCGAAGAGCGUUGCGGUGACUCUUCGAGCUACGGUGUGGUCGGGCCGGCUGCGAUGGAUGGCGGCAAAUCGAGCGGCGCCCGCCCUGAAGAGUUGGGCCUUAAAAAUGCCCCUUCUCAGUGCUAUGUGCCGCAAGUGCAAAGCAGACUUGCUCUGGAUAAUGCCACCCAAACUCAGGCGGACUUUGCAACCAAGUAUUUGUCAAAUACACUUCCCGACGGCCUGAAAAUGGCCCCGACGGAGGUCACCGGGGACUCUUACCGGAGGCCCAAAGAAGAUAGGGAGAGGCCGUCGCCCGCCUUCACCUCCCGCGGUGACCCCUGGAACCUACUCGCGGACAACGCCAACUGGGCGGAGCGAGACGAGGAAGGGGGACCGCUUUGCGUCCAACGGGACCCUGAAAAGAGGGAGCCGGUGCUGCGGCUGGAGAUGACGUCGGGUCGAGGGGAGGUCGCCGAGGCCGAUCUGAGGUCAGAGAAGCCGUUUGUCAGGUAUCCGUGGUGGGAGGAGGCGGAGCCGCUGUGCUGGGAAGUAGAGGACAUGGUGAGAAACUGGGACCUGGUCAUCUCCGACAAGUAGUCCUGCCCGAGCUACUGCCUGUUCUUCGGAAGUGGAUGUUCCGCCAAGAUCUUUUCACGCAACUGGAGCACUGCACUUGUAACAGAAGCCUUACUUUAUUUUUUCUGCCUUAUUUGUCUUAUUUCUAAGAAUAAAAGCAGUUUGGAUAACGGA